This is a messenger RNA of Medicago truncatula (barrel medic), 4164 nucleotides long. RefSeq names its product ABC transporter B family member 15. Gene Ontology annotation, biological process: transmembrane transport. The record is from RefSeq and is a predicted model, not a curated record. Lineage: Eukaryota; Viridiplantae; Streptophyta; Magnoliopsida; Fabales; Fabaceae. Gene Ontology annotation, cellular component: membrane. Gene Ontology annotation, molecular function: ATP hydrolysis activity; ABC-type transporter activity; ATP binding.
CACAAUAUUAAUUAUAUUUCUUAAUAUGUGUGAAAUGCCCAAAACGUCAUACAAUUUGGGACGGAGGGAGUAUAAAUAUUGCUAUGAAAAACAAGAGGGUACAUCUCCACGUGUUAUCAUGAAUUACACAAAAAUGUUACAGCAUUGAAUAACAAAUAAGAUCAUAUUGAAAGCCUUUCUUCGAACCAAGCACUAAUAUAUAUUUGUUAGAAAAGUCAAAUGGGUGGUGGUGAUCAGAAAAAUGUUUCCAUUAAUGUUAAGAAAAAGAAAAAUGGUUCUUUUAAGUCAAUUUUCAUGCAUGCAGAUGUUCUAGAUUGGUUUUUCAUGGUUUUUGGUUUGAUUGGUUCCAUUGGUGAUGGCAUAUCAGUUCCUUUGUUGUUGUUUAUUGCAGGCAGACUUAUGAACUCUAUUGGUGGUGCUUCUGGCACAUCAAACAACAAUUUUGUUCAUGACAUCAAUAAGAAUGCUGUUCUUUUUUUAUAUCUGGCUUGUGCCUCUUUCGUUGCUUGCUUCCUAGAGGGUUAUUGUUGGACAAGAACAGAUGAAAGACAAGCUGCAAGAAUGAGAGUUAGGUACUUAAAAGCAGUUUUAAGACAAGAAGUAGCAUACUUUGAUUUGCAUGUUACAAGCACAUCAGAAGUCAUCACCAGUGUCUCCAAUGAUAGCCUGGUAAUUCAAGAUGUUAUUAGCGAAAAGGUUCCAAAUUUUUUGAUGAAUGUGUCUAUGUUCCUUGGAAGCUACAUAGCAGCAUUUGCAUCGUUAUGGAGAUUGGCAAUUGUUGGGUUCCCUUUUUUGGUAUUACUAGUGAUUCCUGGUUUCAUGUAUGGAAGGACUUCGAUGGGAUUGGCUAGAAAAAUUAGGGAAGAGUACAAUAAAGCAGGUACAAUAGCAGAACAAGCAAUAUCUUCAAUUAGAACUGUUUAUUCCUUUACAGGAGAAAACAAAACCAUAGCUGCUUUCUCUGAUGCUUUGGAAGGACCACUGAAGUUGGGAUUGAAACAAGGCUUAGCUAAAGGCUUAGGCAUAGGAAGCAAUGGUCUUGUUUUUGCCGUAUGGUCGUUGAUGUCCUAUUAUGGUAGCAGAAUGGUCAUGUAUCAUGGUGCUAAAGGUGGUACCGUUUAUUCAGUUGGAGUUUCAAUCGCAAUUGGUGGAUUGGCUUUCGGAGCUGGUUUAUCAAAUGUGAAGUACUUCUCAGAAGCAAGUGCAGCAGGAGAAAGAAUAAUGGAAAUGAUAAAACAAAUUCCAAAGAUUGAUUCUGAAAAUAUGGAAGGUGAAAUUCUAGAGAAAGUCUUGGGGGAAGUUGAGUUCAACAAUGUUGAAUUUGUGUAUCCAUCAAGACCAGAAAGUGUGGUCCUAAAGUGUGGUCCAUCAGGGAAAACGGUUGCAUUAGUAGGAGGAAGUGGUUCAGGAAAAUCAACAGUUGUAUCACUUUUACAAAGAUUUUAUGAUCCAAUUGGUGGAGAGAUUCUUCUUGAUGGAGUUGCUAUUCAUAAGUUGCAACUUAAGUGGCUUAGGUCACAAAUGGGUUUAGUAAGUCAAGAACCUGCUUUGUUUGCAACAAGCAUUAAGGAGAAUAUACUUUUUGGAAGAGAGGAUGCUACAUAUGAAGAAAUUGUGAAUGCUGCUAAAACUUCUAAUGCUCAUAAUUUCAUUUCAUUGUUGCCACAAGUAUAUGAUACUCAGGUUGGGGAGAGGGGAGUACAAAUGUCAGGGGGACAAAAGCAAAGAAUUGCAAUUGCAAGAGCCAUCAUAAAAAUGCCAAAAAUUCUAUUGUUAGACGAAGCAACAAGUGCACUCGAUUCUGAAUCCGAACGAGUCGUCCAAGAAGCUCUAGACAAAGCUUCAGUUGGACGCACCACCAUCAUCAUCGCUCACCGAUUAUCUACCAUCCAAAAUGCAGAAGUCCUUUUAGAGGAUGAUGGUGAUGAUUUAGAUGAUAGCAACAAAAAGCAUUAUCCACACCAUUUGCCAUGCCUAAAAAGAUGAGUAAUUUUAAGUGGGUGUUAGGAGCCAGAUUUGGUACCAAAGAUGAGUUCAAUAAAGCAAUUACCAACUAUGAUAUCUACAAUAUGACUUGUUUGAAACGAUUCAAAAACUAAAAGGACUUGUUUGAGACCUUUAAAACUUAAAGACCACUUUGGGAAAAAUGAAAAACUUAAAGGACCUUUAGAUGCAUUUGACCUAGAAUAUAUUUGGUAGUAAAGUUUGUUUACAUAUAGAUAACAGUAAUGUGAUUUUUAAUUAAAUUGUUAGCUCAUGAUAUAUUUAAGUAAUGGAGCUUGUAUAAGGUAUCACCAAUUUAAUUAUCUUUAAUUGUAAUAUGCUUUCAAUUUUGUACUUGUGUAUAAAAUUUACAUAAGGGUGCCCAAUGUAUGUGGACUCAUUUGGCAAUAAUUGUUGAGCUUGUGUAUAAAACAUAUUUUUCAUGUUGGAUUAGUCCCAUAGCCGACUCAAAGGAUGUUAAUUAUGGUGACUUCCAUUUUCUUUGUUAAUUGCAUAAAACAUAUGUUUAUGUUUUCCAUUGCAAAAAUAUCACAUUAUUAUAAGUUUUCAAAUAUUUAUAAAAAUAUUAGAAUACUUUUCAAUGUUUUCUAUACUAAAAUCUGCAAAAUAAUACCUUGUGCAUUGUGAUUCUCUAUAACAUUUUCUUUAUUCCAAUUAAUGACAUACGUAAGAUCUUUGGUGGGUGAUCGAUUGGCAUUAGCAGUACAAACAAUUUCAGCAGUGAUAAUAGCAUUCACAAUGGGCCUAAUCAUUGCAUGGAGACUAACCAUUGUUAUGAUAGUAGUGCAACCAGUUAUUAUAUGUUGUUUCUAUACAAGGCGUGUCCUUCUUAAGAACAUGUUAAGCAAAGCCAUCAAGGCUCAAGAUGAGUGUAGCAAAAUAGCUGCUGAAGCUGUUUCAAAUCUAAGAACCAUCAAUGCUUUUUCAUCUCAAGAUAGAAUUCUCAAAAUGCUAGAAAAAGCACAAGGACCAAGCCAUGAAAGUAUUAGACAGUCCUGGUUUGCAGGUAUUGGACUUGCAUGUUCACAAAGUCUCAAUUUUUGUAAUUGGGCUUUGGACUUUUGGUAUGGUGGAAAACUUGUGUCGCAAGGUUAUAUCUCGGCUAAGGCGUUAUUCGAGACUUUUAUGAUUUUGGUAAGUACAGGAAGAGUUAUUGCUGAUGCCGGUAGCUUGACGAAUGAUCUUGCUAAAGGCUCUAAUGCGGUUGGAUCGGUUUUCACAAUCCUCGAUAGGUAUACAAAAAUCGAGCCCGAUGAUUUAGAAGGUUACAGAGCUGAAAAAUUAAUAGGAAAAAUUGAACUUCGUGAUGUAUAUUUUGCAUAUCCAGGUAGACCUAAUGUUACAAUUUUUCAAGGGUUCUCGAUUAAAAUUGAUGCAGGAAAAUCGACGGCUUUGGUAGGGGAAAGUGGUUCUGGAAAAUCGACAAUUAUAGGACUAAUUGAGAGAUUCUAUGAUCCAUUUAAAGGGAUAGUGACAAUUGACGGUAGAGACAUAAAGACAUAUAAUCUACGAUCAUUAAGGAAACAUAUUGCACUUGUGAGUCAAGAACCAACAUUGUUUGGUGGUACCAUAAAAGAAAAUAUUGUAUAUGGAGCAUAUGAUGAUAAAGUUGAUGAGAGUGAGAUUAUAGAGGCAUCAAAGGCUGCAAAUGCUCACGAUUUCAUAUCAAGCUUAAAAGAUGGUUAUGAUACACUGUGUGGUGAUAGAGGAGUUCAACUUAGUGGUGGUCAAAAACAAAGAAUUGCAAUAGCUAGAGCUAUAUUGAAGAAUCCAGAGGUGUUGCUUUUGGAUGAAGCAACAAGUGCACUUGAUAGUCAAUCAGAGAAAUUAGUCCAAGAUACUUUAGAAAGGGUUAUGGUUGGAAGGACAAGUGUGGUUGUGGCACAUAGGUUGAGUACUAUACAAAAUUGUGAUUUGAUUGCUGUCUUGGAUAAGGGAAUUGUUGUUGAGAAAGGAACACAUUCGUCUUUGUUAUCUUUGGGACCAAGUGGAGUUUAUUACUCUUUGGUAAGUCUACAAAGAAGACUAUAACCAAUACAAUUGUUGAUUCUUCACAUGAAAUCAACUAAAUAAACAAGGUCCAGUUUCCAUGUUUGAAGGGAGAAGCUACAAAAAAAGAAUUUAUGAUGGAGUUGUGUUUGGUAAUAGGUAAAAUUGAAA